Molecule: messenger RNA, 564 nt
Organism: Carcharodon carcharias (great white shark)
Lineage: Eukaryota; Metazoa; Chordata; Chondrichthyes; Lamniformes; Lamnidae
Gene: rpl26
Product: ribosomal protein L26
Exons: 4
Coding region: 81-518 (145 amino acids)
Biological process (GO): ribosomal large subunit biogenesis; cytoplasmic translation
Cellular component (GO): cytosolic large ribosomal subunit; ribosome
Molecular function (GO): RNA binding; structural constituent of ribosome
Source: RefSeq, a predicted model, not a curated record
GAGAACUGACUAAUGAGGCAUCACGCAUGCGUGCGUUCUCUUUUCACCGGCGGCCAUAGGAGCUGGAACAGGAGGCCAGUAUGAAGUUCAAUCCCUUUGUAACAUCUUCCCGGAGGAAGAACCGCAAGAGGCACUUCAAUGCUCCAUCUCACAUCCGCAGGAAAAUUAUGUCCUCUCCACUCUCCAAGGAGCUGAGGCAGAAAUACAAUGUUCGCUCAAUGCCCAUACGCAAGGAUGAUGAGGUUCAGGUCGUCAGAGGGCAUUACAAGGGUCAGCAGAUCGGUAAAGUUGUCCAAGUAUACAGAAAAAAGUAUGUAAUCUAUAUUGAGCGAGUCCAGCGUGAAAAAGCCAAUGGUACUACAGUUCAUGUUGGCAUUCACCCCAGCAAGGUGGUGAUUACUAGGUUAAAGCUGGACAAGGAUCGCAAGAAGAUUCUGGAACGGAAGGCCAAAUCUCGCCAAGUUGGCAAAGAUAAGGGCAAAUAUAAGGAAGAAUCCGUUGAAAAAAUGCAGGAGUAAUUGAAUGCUUCAACUUUGCUACUUUAAAUAAAGAUUCAAAAACAAA